Messenger RNA from Anopheles maculipalpis, 1268 nucleotides. It is a transcript of the gene nSMase, whose product is annotated as putative neutral sphingomyelinase. The record is from RefSeq and is a predicted model, not a curated record. Gene Ontology annotation, molecular function: sphingomyelin phosphodiesterase activity. Bases 3 to 1268 code for a protein of 421 amino acids. Gene Ontology annotation, cellular component: cytoplasm. NCBI's taxonomy places the organism in Eukaryota, Metazoa, Arthropoda, Insecta, Diptera, Culicidae. The transcript has 4 exons.
AAAUGGCGAUGGAGCUAAGCAUCUUAACGCUCAAUAUAUGGGGCAUUCCGUACGUGUCCAAGGAUCGGGAAGUUCGCGUGAAAGCGAUUGGAGAUGUGCUGGCCAGUGGUAACUACGAUAUCGUUUCGCUGCAGGAAGUAUGGUCGGACAGUGACUAUCAGUAUUUGAGACAGCGGGUGGAAAAUGUUCUUCCCUUUUGCCACUAUUUCUAUAGCGGUGUCGUCGGUUCAGGGUUAGCGAUUCUCUCGCGCUACCCGAUUGUAUCGGCUUUCUUCCACGCCUGGUCCGUGAAUGGGUACAUGCAUCGCAUCCAGCACGGCGAUUGGUUCGGUGGGAAAGGGGUCGGUAUGGCAAAGAUCUCCGUAAACGAUCAGCUGGUGCAUGUGUACGUUGCUCAUCUUCACGCGGAGUACAACCGACAGUGUGACGACUACAUGGCGCAUCGUGUAAUACAAGCGCACGAUACUGCACAGUUCAUUGAAAGCACACGCGGCCAGUCGGUGCUGCAGGUGCUGGCCGGCGAUCUAAACACAGAACCGGGCGAUCUUGCCUACCGUGUGCUGGUGACGAGCUCCAAACUGAAGGAUUCGUACGAUCGUAAAGCGAUCGGGAGUGCUGUCGGCACGAACGAAUGUCACACGAAUAGCUACACUGAUCCAACGGCCGCCAAGCAACAGCCCAAUGGGAAACGGAUUGACUACGUAAUGUACCGGAUAGGGGACAAUUACGAGGGACGGUUACUGGAGCAUCGGCUACCACUUCCAGGACGUGUCCCAGGACAAACAUUUAGCUAUUCCGAUCAUGAAGCGGUAUACGCUAAGCUGAUCCUGAAGAAAAGUUCUUCAACUUCCACCAUCCAGAAUCUGAUCGCCUGCAGCAGUGGCAAGGAGGAAAGCUGUGAUCGUCUAUCACGGGAAGAAUCGCAACGGGAGGCAGUUCUGGCACUGCGCGAAAGUGUAGCCAUUUGCAACGAAAGUCUAAAGCAGCUGGAAUCACACCGCCGUAGCUACACACUGAUGGCAAUCGGGGUGAUUAUCGUGCUGAUCAAUUUGCUUGAACUGCAGGCACCGUAUGGGUUGAAGAUCGCUUUUUUAGUGCUCAAGUUUCUGCUGUGUGCUGUCAUCAUAUUCUUCGUCAUAAUGGCCACCAUCUGGAACGUGAUGGAAAAACACGGUAUACUGGCGGGCAAGCUGUCGAUGGAAAUUGCCCUCAAGGGGUAUAGUCUCGAUGGGUCGACCGGUUACGGUGGAGCGACGAGUGAAAAAUGA